This is a messenger RNA of Lathyrus sativus (Indian pea), 1878 nucleotides long. Lineage: Eukaryota; Viridiplantae; Streptophyta; Magnoliopsida; Fabales; Fabaceae. The record is from the annotation of a GenBank genome assembly.
AUGGUGAAGGACAAGUUAAAGGAACCUGUUCUUACAGCUUUCACAACUAAUGGUGACUAUGUGGCCAUUUUGUCUGCAAAUGGGACGGCCAAAAUUUGGAAUACAGACAAUGGAGAUUUGUUAGCAGAAUGGAAGCCAUCAGAUGGAGAUGAUGAUAUCCGUUACUCUUGUAUUGCAUGCAGUUUCACUGGGAAAAAGCGUAGAAAAGAUCAGGGAACUUGCAUGUUAGCUCUUGGCACAGAUGAUGGAAAAGUUCUCGCUGUUGAUGUUUCCACUGGUGACACAAAGUGGCCUACUAGUCAUACAAUUCCCAGUGGGAUUUGUGGACUUUCAUUUGCAAAAAAAGGACAGCUUCUUUGUGUUGUUGGACAUGAUGGGAAGGCAUAUGAAAUUAAUUCUGAAACAGGAGAGCUUCUAAAGGAGUUCAGAGUCUCGAAAAAGUCCAUCUCUUCGCUUGCUUUCUCACAUGAUGAAAAAUACUUAGCAAUUUUCAGCUCUAGACUACGAGUUAUAAGCCGGGAAACUGGGAAAGAGGUUUUGAAGUGCCCUAGUGAUUUGGAAAAUAUAAACCGUGUUUCUAUAUCCAAUGAUGCAAAAUAUUUAAUUACAUCAGAUUCCGAGGCAAAACAUCUUCAAGUUUGGAAGUGUGACUUAAGUUCAGGAACUGUGAGUACUGGUCCAACACUUUCCUCGAGGCAUGCUCCAUUGGUUCUUGAUUGCCACCUCGGUAGCAAUGAAGAAGAUGGUUUAGUUGUCUCGGCAGUUACUUCAGGUGGAACAUACAUAUGGAAGAAUUUGAAUGCUUCUUCUGAAGACCAAGUACACCGAACUAAAAUAACCUCAAAAACAGAACAAGUUGAAAGUGAAAAGGAAAAUGGUAAAAGUUCAAAGAAAAAGUGCACUUCUAUAAUUGCAUCCAGAUUUCAAUCCACGGGGGAAGACAGUCAGAUGAAAGCUUUGGUGACUUAUGGCUCUGCAGAUCAUCCAAAAUUUACUGUCUUAAAUAUUAGCGAUUUAGGGGAGAAUGUGGUAUUAAAUGUGGGAGAUGAGCUUGAUUCCGUUCAGAAGCAUGACAGUCCUUCUAAGAAAGCAGUAGAAAAGGAAAGUAAGAAAUCUAAGAAAAGACAAGCAACAUCUGAUCCUGAUCUUCCAACCACAACUGACAAGUUGAACUUCGAUCAACUUGAGGAUGUCAAUGGAGUCCUUGAUGAUGAUCCGAGUGAGCCAACAAUGGGAGAGAAACUUGCUAGUCUCAAUUUGGUGGAUGAAAAAACAUCCAAGAGUGACAAAGAGCAAGAUUCUUUGGUCUCAUUGAAGCCUCCAAGUGCAGACAGUGUAGAUGUUUUGCUUAAGCAAGCAUUAAAUGCUGAUGAUCGUGCCCUUCUGUUGGAUUGCUUGUAUACGCAAGAUGAGAAGGUUAUUAUCAAGUCAGUUGCGCAGUUGAACCCAUCCAGUGUCCUCAAACUUCUUAAUUCUCUUAUAACCAUUCUUGAGUCUAGGGGUGCAAUUUUAGCAUGUGCUCUUCCAUGGCUGAAGUGUCUUCUUCUACAGCAUGCAAGUGGAAUAAUGUCCCAAGAAUCUUCAUUAAAAGUUUUGAACUCUUUGUUUCAACUGAUUGAGUCUAGAGUCUCCUCUUUUAAAUCUGUCUUCCAACUCUCGAGUUUUUUAGACGUCAUUUACGCCGGGGUUCUUGAUGAAGAGGUAGAUGAAGUUGAAACAGUGCCAAUUAUCUACGUGGAUACAGAUGAUAGUGAAGGUGAAGAAUCUGAGGAUAUCAUGGAAACUGACAAAGAUAGCAAGGAUGGAGAACUAUCAGAAGAAGCAUUGGAUAAUCUUAGUGACAUUGAAGGUAGUGCUGAUGGUAUGAUGGAAGAUUAA